AUGAGAAUUAGUGACAGUGACCUGAGAGCUUGCAUACUCUUGGCAUAUCCAGAAUAUGGAGAGGCAAUUUUCCCAUCACCUUUAUUUCUUGGAAUUGGACAGAUGGCAGUCACCAUAGUGAUACUAUAUGUAUCUAAGCUAAAUAAAAUUAUUCAAUUCCCUGAUUUUAACAAAAACAUCCCUGUGAAGCUCUUCCUUCUGCCUCUCCUUUAUGUUGGAAAUCACAUAAGUGGAUUGUCAAGCACCAGCAAACUAAGCUUGCCCAUGUUUACAAUUCUCAGGAAGUUUACCAUUCCACUUACAUUGUUCCUGGAAGUUUAUCAUACUCAGUACUCAUUGAACAUCGUAGUUAGUGUCUUUGCCAUCAUUCUUGGGGCUUUUAUAGCUGCUGGCUCUGAUCUUAAUUUCAAUUUGGAAGGCUACAUUUUUGUAUUCCUUAAUGAUAUCUUCACAGCAGCAAAUGGAUCCAAAGCAUCCUGCGAGGUAGCUUCUAAUAGCAGUGUGACCAGUCCGUUACCCCUUCGCACAGUGAAUUUUGCUACUGAAUUCAGCCAGUGGAGGAACAUUUUAUUUAUCAUGCAGUUUCUUCUUUCCUGUUUGCUGGGGCUGUUUUUAGAAGUGGAUCUUAAACAUCUCAUGACAUGUACCUCUUCACUCCAAAGCAUUGAUAAGGAGGUGCUCUGUAGCUAUUACAAUUCUGCCCUAACAACUACAGUGGUGGGUGCUGUGAAGAAUAUAUCCGUUGCUUACAUUGGAAUGUUAUUUGGUGGAGACUACAUUUUCUCUCCGUUAAACUUUUUAGGACUAAAUAUUUGUAUGGGAGGAGGAGUGAUGUAUACAUUUUUAAUGUUACAAGACCCAGAGCAUCCUAAACAGCAAGUGGAUGAAGAAAAUAUACCUACUGAUGCAAAGCUAGAAUCUGCUGUUGACUGA
Trichosurus vulpecula (common brushtail) is the source of this 933-nucleotide messenger RNA. It is a transcript of the gene SLC35D2, whose product is annotated as solute carrier family 35 member D2. The transcript has 13 exons. Bases 1 to 933 code for a protein of 310 amino acids. Gene Ontology annotation, molecular function: GDP-fucose transmembrane transporter activity; antiporter activity. Gene Ontology annotation, cellular component: Golgi apparatus. The record is from RefSeq and is a predicted model, not a curated record. Lineage: Eukaryota; Metazoa; Chordata; Mammalia; Diprotodontia; Phalangeridae.